UCAGAUUCUUGCCUAACAGGUUUGUCCAAUCACAUCACAAUAUGACCAUAAAAAAGAAGAACAACAUCUGUUGAUUCAGACAGACAGACAUCAUCCUUCACUUCUCUGUUCCAGUUCCAAAUGAGUCUUCCAUGACACUUUUUAAGUUUAAAAAGUUUUAAAGACCAACGACUGCAUCAAACAUUGUGUAAAAGUGCUUAUACAACAUCGCUAAGGAAUAGGCUCGCCACACAGCACUUCGCCGGCAAUCAUUUCCUGGCUAUAAGAGUCGCAAAAAUAGACGAGCUGAAUCAUAUCUGGUGUAGCAGAUCGGCACAACUUCACAACAUCAGAUUCUGAGAGCUGAAAUGGAGGAAGGUGACUACCCUGAUUACUUUUCUUAUGAGAUCGACUGGUGGGAGGGGGAUGUAAACUCUACCCCUUUUGUGCUCCCAACUGAAUCGCCACUGUCCAGGAUUGGUGUCCGGCAUUGGAUCACUCUGGUCUGCUACCUCAUUGUGUUCCUGCUGGGCGUCCCGGGGAACGCUCUGGUGGUGUGGGUGACCGCGUUUCGAAUGCCGAACUCUGUGAACGCGCAGUGGUUUCUGAAUCUGGCCAUCGCGGAUCUGCUGUGCUGCUUGUCGUUGCCUCUCCUCAUGGUGCCGCUCACCCAGGACCAGCACUGGCCUUAUGGUGCUUUGGGUUGCAAAUUACUUAGCGGUUCGCUCUACAUGAUGAUGUAUUGCAGUGUUCUGCUCCUGGUUGUGAUCAGCUUGGACCGUUUCCUUCUGGUGACCAAACCGGUGUGGUGCCAGAACCACAGGAACACGAGGCAUGCCCGCUGCGUAUGUUUGGUCGUCUGGAUUCUCGCUCUCCUGGCCGGUUCUCCUCAGUUUGCUCACAUGGAGAUUCAUGAAGUGAGCAAGACUAAAACAUUGUGCGAAGGCAGAUACAGUAACUUAUGGCAUGCAUGGUCCGUAACUGUUAUCCGCUGUUUUCUGUCUUUUCUGGUGCCUUUCUUGAUCAUCUGCAUCAGCCAUUGGAAGGUUUACCUCACGACGAGCUCUGGCCGAGGGCAAAGAGGCAGCGACAAGUCGGGCCGGGCGCUACGUGUCAUCCUGGCAUUGGUGCUCAGCUUCUUCCUGUGCUGGAUUCCUUUGAACAUUGUGGAUAUUCUGAUGUUAAUAAUGCAAAGACCAUCCCAUGAUGUUCUAGCAAACUUGCAUCUAGCCCAUGUGCUGACGCUCUGCUUAGCUUACAUUAACAGCUGCCUGAACCCGCUGCUCUACGUAUGUCUUGGCCGCGGUUUUAAGGAAAAUCUGAUUAGUUCACUGCGAAGUGUGUUUCACUUCGCAUCCGAGGCACCGUCCCACCGAAUCAGCAUGACUGCAAGCAGUAAAUCAACCACAGACGGGUUCAGAGAGAAGCCCUUAUAAAAUCUUUGCGUGGAGAUGUGGAUCGAAAACCUAUUCAAAUAAUACCCUCGGGAAUCAUUUGUAGGUUUAUAGAAAGGUUUUUCUUUAAGUUUAUGACUCACUACUGGACAUGCUGCACAACAAAAUGAACAAACUUGGUCACCAGUAACUAGUAUAGUAAAACUCUGUAACAUUCUCGCACAAUUUUUUUUCAAACUAACCAAUAGCCUAUAUAACCAUUUCCUGUCAUAGCUAAUCAAAAACAACAGUGCACAGUUCACUAUUUUUGCCCUCACGUGAUCUUGCGUUUUCCUGCUGGAAUGAUUAUAUCCCGCACAAAAAAAAAAAAAAAAAAAAACAUAUUCAAGCAUUUACAUUAUUUGAUUUAUUAUUUCUGGUCUACAAAACCGAUUUCAAUCCGAUCAAAAUUUCAUUCAGAACAAGCUGAAGGCCUCAAUGAAGGCCUUUCAGUCCGAUUGAGCCAUCAAUCUGAAUAUACAUGGAUUAUUUGGGUGCAUGUGAAUGUAGUUUAUGAUGCAUCCGUGACGGGUUUGAUUCAUCAGUAAUCAUGUAAUUCAAUUGAUUAAAAUAUUAAUAACCAUUUCAGGCAAAUUAAAAAUAAUUUUAAAUAUUUACGUUUGUACAUACAGCUUGUGUAUAGAUUUCCUGUAAUCCCUUGUAUUAAUUUUAAAAUUUAAAAAUGUCCUGUUGCAUUAGUUAAUUAUUCAAAACUAUUUUGCGAUAUAUGGCACAUAUAAACCUUUUUCAUCACUGACACAACUAAAAUGUUGUAAUAUUUGCUUCAUUGUUAAAAGAAUGUUCUGGAUUAAAUACAACAUAGAUACAAAUGCAACUAUUGAUUACCACAGAAACUAAUUUUGGCUGUUUGUAAAUUCGGACAAAAAUGCAGUUACACUCUUAUGGUAGCUAUAGUGCGAAUGUAAGCUGCCACACUGAAAUAAAUGUUAACAACAUACUGCAUCAAAGGUGCACACAUAACAAUUAAGGUAAACUUUCGAUGUGUUUUACACAUUAGCAUGAGAAAAGCUGAAUUUCCCAAGCGUAUUUUGUCCUUCGCGGUUGUAAAAUGCCUGCUGCUCAUGAGCUUGACUAACCAGUAGAGGCCUGUAAAGAGUGAGUGUUAAAACCAAAAGCUGUGGCUUUUGGUGUAUAUGGUUGAGUUUCGAGGCCAUAUAUUUAAAUUCACCUGCAGCUGCUUUAAAAAAUCCACCCUAACUUUCUGUUUCUGACACAAAUCAACACAGAAAAAAAUGGCAAAUUCAUAUAUUGUUACAAAGUAAUCCAUUAUUAUGGACACUCAUACUGAAUACCAUAAAUCAUGGCAAAAUUAUGGCAAAAAAAGUGAUUUUGAAAGACACUGUUAAAUUAUUUUUAAGCCAAAAUGUUGUCUGAAUGGGUAGAGAAAUGGGUUAGCAACCUUUCUAACUGCACUACAAGGCAUCCAAAUAUAACAGCACUCCAUGGCAACUGAAAACAAUACAGAAAGCUAGCAAGGAACCGAAUUCAUAUGCUUUAACCUCUCCUGUUUAAUCACUGUGGAUUGUAAAUUUGUGUUACUGUAGCAUUUGUGUUUAUCAGAAGUCAUUUGUAGAUAUAAUCUGUGUUUGAAUUGAAGGGUUUGGGGGCUCUGUGUGUGUGUGGGUGGGUGGGGGGAUGCAUUAAGGGACCCCCCAUAACACCUAAAAAAAAUACUUGGGGGGUCCCCUGGUUUUUCAAUAAAACUAUAAUACUUGAAACAUGAAACUAGUGAAAAUGAAAAUUAAAUGAAAAGAUUC
Cyprinus carpio (common carp) is the source of this 3190-nucleotide messenger RNA. RefSeq names its product C5a anaphylatoxin chemotactic receptor 1. Gene Ontology annotation, biological process: phospholipase C-activating G protein-coupled receptor signaling pathway; complement receptor mediated signaling pathway; positive regulation of cytosolic calcium ion concentration. The record is from RefSeq and is a predicted model, not a curated record. Gene Ontology annotation, cellular component: plasma membrane. Gene Ontology annotation, molecular function: complement receptor activity; G protein-coupled receptor activity. NCBI's taxonomy places the organism in Eukaryota, Metazoa, Chordata, Actinopteri, Cypriniformes, Cyprinidae.